AUGCAGCUUUUGGUGAGGGUGCCGUCUCUUCCAGAGCGCGGCGAGCUGGACUGCAACAUCUGCUACCGGCCUUUCAACCUCGGGGACCGCGCGCCCCGCCGCCUGCCCGGGACGGCGCGCGCCCGCUGCGGCCACACGCUCUGCACCGCAUGCCUGCGCGAGCUGGCGGCGCGCGGCGACGGUGGCGGGGUGGCGGCGCGCGUGGUGCGCCUGCGCCACCUCGUCACGUGCCCCUUCUGUCGCGCUCCCACCCCACUCCCGCGCGGCGGGGUCACGGAGAUCUCUGUCGACCCGGACUUAUGGUCGCGCUUGGAGGCAAAAGUCAGGCGCGAAUCUGAUGAGGCGGGUGGCGACGCCAACAGAGAGGCCGAUGAUGAGGAAAAGGAGAGCGAGAAAGGGGCGGGGCCUAGGAGCGCAGGGUGGCGCGCGCUCCGGCGGCUCUGGGCCCAGGUGCUGGUGCCCGCGCUCGGGUGGCGGCGCCCGCUGCCUAGCAACGUGCUGUACUGUCCGGAGGUCAAGGACUUGGCCCACAUGACCCGCUGCACGCCGUAACCGGGGAACUCAAGCUACGGUAGAAGAAAGGUGGGAGCUGCGUUCUCGGG
Messenger RNA from Dama dama (fallow deer), 602 nucleotides. It is a transcript of the gene RNF227, whose product is annotated as ring finger protein 227. The transcript has 2 exons. Gene Ontology annotation, biological process: protein ubiquitination. The record is from RefSeq and is a predicted model, not a curated record. Gene Ontology annotation, molecular function: ubiquitin protein ligase activity. Lineage: Eukaryota; Metazoa; Chordata; Mammalia; Artiodactyla; Cervidae. Bases 1 to 552 code for a protein of 183 amino acids.